Molecule: messenger RNA, 5838 nt
Organism: Apus apus (common swift)
Lineage: Eukaryota; Metazoa; Chordata; Aves; Apodiformes; Apodidae
Gene: UNC5B
Product: unc-5 netrin receptor B
Exons: 17
Coding region: 70-2922 (950 amino acids)
Biological process (GO): anterior/posterior axon guidance; netrin-activated signaling pathway
Cellular component (GO): membrane
Molecular function (GO): netrin receptor activity; protein binding
Source: RefSeq, a predicted model, not a curated record
GCGGGCGAGGGAGCAGCUCCGCUCCCUUUCCCUUUUUCCCCUUCUUCCCUUUUCCCUUCCCCGGCCGCCAUGCCGCCCCCCCGCCGCCCCUUCUUCUCCUUCUUCUUCCUCCUCCUCCUCUUCCUCCUGCUCCGCCGGGCGCUGGCCGCCGCAGGGCUGGAGUACAGUGAAGUGCUGCCCGACUCCUUCCCCUCAGCCCCAGCAGAGACCCUCCCUCACUUUCUGCUGGAGCCACAGGAUGCCUACAUCGUGAAGAACAAGCCUGUGGAGCUCGUCUGCCGUGCCAACCCUGCCACCCAGAUCUACUUCAAGUGCAACGGGGAGUGGGUCAGCCAGAACGACCAUGUCACCAAGGAGAGCCUGGACGAGGUCACUGGGAUGCUGGUGCGGGAGGUGCAGAUCGAGGUCUCCCGGCAGCAGGUGGAGGAGCUCUUUGGCUUAGAAGAUUACUGGUGCCAGUGUGUGGCCUGGAGCUCUGCUGGCACCACCAAGAGCCGCCGGGCGUACGUCCGCAUAGCAUACCUACGGAAGAACUUUGACCAGGAGCCCCUGGGCAAGGAGGUCCCGCUGGAGCAUGAGGUCCUGCUGCAGUGUCGCCCACCCGAGGGGGUGCCACAGGCUGAGGUGGAGUGGCUGAGGAACGAGGAUGUCAUUGAUCCCACCCAGGACACCAACUUCUUGAUCACCAUUGAUCACAACCUCAUCAUCAAGCAAGCCCGGCUCCUGGACACUGCUAAUUACACCUGCAUGGCCAAGAACAUCGUGGCCAAGCGCCGGAGCACCACGGCUGCUGUCAUUGUCUACGUGAACGGUGGCUGGUCCACCUGGUCUGAGUGGUCUCCUUGCAACAACCGCUGUGGCCGGGGCUGGCAGAAGCGCACCCGGACGUGCACCAACCCCGCGCCGCUCAACGGUGGCUCCUUCUGUGAUGGGCAGCCUUUCCAGAAAAUCACCUGCACCACCCUCUGCCCAGUGGACGGCGCCUGGACGGAGUGGAGCAAGUGGUCGGCCUGCAGCACCGAGUGCACCCACUGGCGCAGCCGCGAGUGCGCGGCCCCGGCCCCCCGCAACGGCGGCAGGGACUGCACUGGCCUGCUCCUCGACUCCAAAAACUGCACCGACGGGCUCUGCCUGCACAACAGAAGAGUUCUAAGUGAGCCCAAAAGCCACCUGCUGGAGGCCACAGGUGACGUGGCCCUGUACGCCGGGCUGGUGGUGGCCAUCUUUGUCUUCAUGGUGAUCCUGAUGGCCGUGGGGGUGGUGGUGUACAGGAGGAGGUGCCGGGAUUUCGACACGGACAUCACCGACUCCUCAGCUGCUCUGACUGGAGGUUUCCACCCUGUCAACUUCAAGACCUCCCGGCACGACAACCCUCAGCUGCUGCACCCCUCGGUGCAGCCCGACCUGACGGCCAGCGCCGGCAUCUACCGCGGCCCCGUGUACGCCCUGCAGGACUCCUCUGACAAGAUCCCCAUGACCAACUCCCCUCUGCUUGACCCCCUCCCCAACCUCAAGAUCAAGGUGUACAACUCCUCCACCACCUCCUCCUCCUCACCGGGGCUCCACGACGGGACCGACCUGCUUGGGGGGAUCCCCUCGGCGGGUACCUACCCAGGGGAGAGCAGCAGGGACGGCCACUUCAGCAACGUGCGGAACAAAUCCCUGGGUUCCCAGCAUCUCCUCAGCCUGCCCCGGGAGCACGGCUGCAGUGCCAGUGGCACCUUUGGCUACCUGGGAGGAAGGCUGACCAUCCCAGGCACUGGGGUGAGCCUGCUGGUGCCCCAUGGCGCCAUCCCCCAGGGGAAGUUCUACGAGAUGUACCUGGUCCUCAACAAGGCGGAGAGUGCCCUCCUGCCCUCUGAGGGCACACAGACAGUGCUGAGCCCAGCAGUCACCUGUGGCCCCACCGGCUUGCUCCUCUGCCGCCCCGUGGUCCUGACCAUUCCCCACUGUGCUGAUGUCAGCUCCUCAGAUUGGAUCUACCAGCUGAAAACCCAAUCCCACCAAGGAAACUGGGAGGAAGUUGUGACCCUGGAUGAGGAGACCCUCAACACUCCCUGCUACUGCCAGCUGGAAGCCAAGUCCUGCCACGUUUUGCUGGACCAGCUUGGCACCUACGUCUUCGUGGGCGAGUCCUACUCCAGGUCAGCCAUCAAGAGGCUCCAGCUGGCCAUCUUUGCCCCCACUGUCUGCACCUCCCUGGAGUACAGCCUCAAGGUCUACUGCCUGGAGGACACGCCAGAUGCUCUGAAGGAGGUGCUGGAGCUGGAGCGGACGCUGGGUGGGUACCUGCUGGAGGAGCCCAAGCCCCUGCCCUUCAAGGACAGCUACCACAACCUGCGUCUCUCCAUCCACGACAUCCCCCAUGCACUGUGGAGGAGCAAGCUGCUGGCCAAGUACCAGGAAAUCCCCUUCUAUCACAUCUGGAGUGGCAGCCAGCGAGCCCUGCACUGCACCUUCACCCUGGAGAGGUACAGCCAGGCCUCCACCGAGCUCACCUGCAAGAUCUGCGUCAGGCAGGUGGAAGGGGAAGGCCAGAUCUUCCAGCUCCACAUCACGCUGGGAGAGCACGCCAGCUCCUUCGACAGCCUCCGCUCCCACCACAGCGGUGCCACCACCACCACCACCACCCAGCUGGGACCCUACGCCUUCAAAAUCCCCCUCUCCAUCCGGCAGAAGAUCUGCAACAGCCUGGAUGCCCCCAGUUCCAGGGGCAACGACUGGAGACUUCUCGCCCAGAAGCUUUCCAUGGACCGGUAUCUGAACUACUUUGCCACCAAAGCCAGCCCCACUGGGGUGCUCCUGGACUUAUGGGAAGCCGAGCAUCAAGACGACGGUGACCUCAACACCCUGGCCAGUGCCUUAGAAGAGAUGGGCAAGAGCGAGAUGCUGGUGGUCAUGGCCACAGAGGGGGACUGCUGAUGAUGCUCCCGGUUGGCUGGUGGGCCAGGGGGACAAAAUAAGGGGUGAAGGGGGGACCCUUCCCCCAUGGUGGGUGGAGGCACAUCCAUCCCAGGGCAGCAAGGAAAGGGAUGAGCCCGUGGCUCCUCCCUCGCUGUCAGCCUUGGAGACCCAUCCUCAGAGUUUACAAGCAAUUGAAGUGUUAACGCAGCGUUCCUCUUCUUCCUCCUCCUCCUCCUCCUCCUCCUCCUUGGGUGGCCUGGGGAGGAAUUUUAGGGCUUCUCAAGUCGGGAUGGGGGGGCUUUCCUUCUUCAUUUGGGUUCCCCUCUGGUUCUCCUCCUUCUUUUAAUAGCGUUUCUGCGUGGAGGAGACGAGGACAAUCUAGGCGAGCGGCUUCUUCCUGUCAAGAGCUUCAUGCAGCUUCAUAAGGCAAAUAAGAAAGGAAAAAAAAGGAAAACAAACAAAAAAAAAAGAGUUUCUUAGGAAACGCAAAUAAUUUAUUAUCCAGAUUUUUGGAUGAGAAAAAAAAACCCCAGAUUUAUAAACCUUUUUUGGGUGUGUGUGUCUGUGUGUGAGAGCAAGAACGUUGCUGGGAGGGAGGUGGCAGAGAGAGAGGGAGAUUGCAAUGGACACACUUUUGCAGGGAAAAGUGUGUGAUCCAAGUGGAGCAAAGUGUAUUUACAUGUCCUGGGACCCCUGAGGAGUCCAUAGGCUGAAGUGCCUCUAAGCCCCUCUGCUUCAGGGCCAGCUGAGACCCUCCCCACGAUUUUUUGCCCCCUUUCCCUGGCUGCAUUGCCCUGGUGGAGCCAGGGGUCAAGGAGGAAUGAGGGAUGCUGCCCUUGCGUGGAGGGUUUGGAGGUGGGGGGAAGUAGGUCCAGGUCUGGGUAUUUUCAAUGAAUUCUUCCCCAGGAUCAUUUUGGGGGAAAUUUUUUUAGGAUGACAUAACUUCAGUACAAACCAAAGAAUCCGGGCCUGGGGUUGGAAAGGAGGUGACGAGCAGCUUGUGGAGGGGCCCAGGGAGAGCAGAGGGCUGGUGGGCUUGGGCCAUGGCCCCGUGCAAACCUCCUCAGUCUUUGGGAAGGUCCCAGGUGGUCGUGGCCAGGUUUUGAUGCAGUAUUUCAGCAGGGAUUCAGGGAGGGGGAGACCUCGAGCUGAGCGUUUCCACACCAGAGGUGGCAUCGCAAACCGUGGGCAGGUUUCCAUCCUCUCCUCACAGCUCCCUUUUUUUUUUGACCUGGGACAGAGUUGUUGUGACAGUGGAGAAGUUGUUGGGGUGAAUGGAAUGUCAUCAAGGGGUAGGCAGGAACCAGGUUUCUCAUAAAGCUAUGGUGUCACAGUCACAGCAUGUCAGGGGUUGGAAGGGACCUCCGAAGAUCAUCCAGUCCAAGCCCCCUGCCAGAGCAGGAUCAAAUCUAGGGCAGAUCACUCAGAAGGGCCUCCAGAUGGGUCUUGAAAGUCUCCAGAGAAGGAGACUCCACAGCCUCUCUGGACAGCCUGUCCCAGGGCUCUGUCACCCUCACAGUAGAGAAGCUCUUCCUCAUCUUGAGGUGGAACUUCCUGGGCUGGAGUUUGAAUCCAUUGCCCCUCGUCCUGUCCCAGGGCACAAGUGACAGGAGCUUGUCCCUGCCUUCUUGAUGAAGGGUGUCUUAAUGAAGGGUAAAAAUUUAGAUUGCCUGCAGGUAGAAAUAGUGACUCAGUGAGUGCUAUAUAUUAGAAAUUUGUAUUUAAAAAAAUAGAAAAUAAGAAGGGUCUGGUGAGCUCAGGAUUAGACUUAGAUCCCAUGGGAAGGCUGUGGAAUUCUCCAUGGGUGAGAGUGUUAAGAGCAGGGGCUGAGAGCAGGUCCUGCUUAGGGCUGGGAUGUGUGAGGUCCUGCUUGGCUUCCAAGCCCUGGACUGGUGUGGUGGGGGUGCUGGCAGCAUCCCAGAGGAUCCCAGGGACUGGAGCAAACUCAGGGAGCCCUGCUGUGAGCAAGAGCAUCACCACUGGCUUGGGAGCAGUCUCAGUGUUGCUUGGGUACAGGUUUGGUUCCCCUCGGCAGCUCUUGAAGCAGUGGUUGAGCACCCAGAGCCUCUCCCUGUCGUGGCUGGGGGUGCCCAGGGUUCAUUUCUUGCUGGGUUUUCAAGGCUGUGGGUGAAAGGAGUCUUGAUUCAUUUGUGUGGGGUGGGAAGACUUCUGCUGGGUGAGCUGUAUCGUGUAGGAAGGUUUUGAUCUGUCUUUUAGCUGCAUUUGAGCACCAGUUUUCUGAGAACCUCCACCUCUGGGGGGGGUUGGGAACAACAAGGAAAUUUGGAAAGAAGGGAGGAACUAAGGUAUCAAAUGGGCUGCUGGUGUUUGUAGAGCUCCUUCCUCAGCUCUGUGGCGCUCUCUGUGAGAGGAGAUGUUCUCCUUCUGGGCCUCCUCUGAACCUCUCCUGCUGCCAGGCUUGCUGAGCCUGCUUCGUGGAUCACUCUGCACCAGCCUGUCUGUCCAUCUGUCCAUCCAUCUGUCCCACCCAUGGGCACCUCUGCCUCCAUCCCCAUCCCUCCGUGUUGGUCUUCCUCUCCCUUCUGGUGGGCCUGGAGGUGCAUGUUUGUUGGGGGGGGGGGGGGAGGUUCUCCCCCUUUUUCAGACUGGGGAACAUGCCUUGGCAGUGGGAAAGGGGGGGAAGGGCAGGGCUUGCCCCCCACCCUGGUCUCCCAUGGGUGCCAGCUCACCUGGGAGCCCAUUGUGCCUCCUUCUGUGACCCAGGGUCUGUGUCGUGCUGGCAGGGUCAGUCUCUUGCUCCACACAACCUGGUUUUCCAUAUUUAUAUGUCCUGGGGAUGGGCCUGGAUGGGCAUCCUCAAAAACCAACAGCUGUUUAUUCUGUAAACUAAAGAACUGUAAAUAAAGUUUAGCAUUCCUCUUGUAACAAAUGAAUUUUUAUGCCAUAAAUUAUAUUUCCUAGUCUAAUAAUAAA